Molecule: messenger RNA, 1012 nt
Organism: Cuscuta europaea
Lineage: Eukaryota; Viridiplantae; Streptophyta; Magnoliopsida; Solanales; Convolvulaceae
Source: the annotation of a GenBank genome assembly
AGAGGAUGAUGGUGGUUUGCGGUUAAAAAAAAAGAUGAUUGCGGUUUUAUUUAUGGAAUUCCCUCUCGAUUUGGCCAUGGCAGGUAACUACUCCGCCGGCUCGCCUUACGAGUCCGAUCUGAACUCGCUCUUCGCUUCCAUAGUCAACUCAGCCUCCAUCUCGUCCUACAACCACUUCACCACUGCGGGAUCCGUCAGCGGCCAAGGGGCGGGUUAUGCGGCCCACGGCCUCUACCAAUGCCGAGGCGAUUUAUCGCUGCCGGACUGCGCCACGUGCGUGGCCGGCGUUGUGAACCAGUUUGCCGGAGUCUGCCCCCAGAAGACCGGAGGGGUCGUACAAGUGGUCGGGUGCCUUGUGAAGUACGACUGCGCGAACUUCAUCGGCAUGGAGAACAAGACGGUGGCGUUCAGGCAAUGCGGGAAGGCCGACGCGGCGGUGGCGAAAACGGUGGAUGCUGUUUUGAAGGGCCUGAGUGGGCCCGUCGGGGUGACAAAAUUGAAUGCGGAGUAUGAGGCGAUUGGAAUGUCGCAGUGCGUGGGUGAUCUGAGCGUGGAAAUGUGUGAGGAUUGUUUGGGGGAGGCGAUCCAACAGCUGAGAACGACGUGCAGUGCGGCGGUUUCCGGCGAUAUGUUCCUGGGCAAAUGUUAUGCUAGGUACAUGAUUGGUCAAUCCAAGCACGAACCACACAAUAAACAUGUGAAGAGAGUGAUCAUAAUCGUGUUUUCAAUUAUAGCCUCAAUUGUGGCGUUGGUGCUUUUGGGAUUCCUCAUAUAUUAUUUGCGCUCUUGGACUUGGCCUUUGAGCUUAGCGAUGCGCCUGAAAGAUAUUUUGAACAGACGCACCAAGUAAUGACGAGGCUUAGCUUAAUUACGCCCGUUGGCCGAUUGUGUUAGCAUAUUGAUGACAACAGCUUCAAUUGGUUGUUUUAAUUGGUUGAUAUGAUUAGCAGUUUGUAAAAUAGUAUUUGACUAAAUGGCUAUUUACAAUCAGCGGCUAACUCCUUAAAUGACG